Molecule: messenger RNA, 585 nt
Organism: Miscanthus lutarioriparius
Lineage: Eukaryota; Viridiplantae; Streptophyta; Magnoliopsida; Poales; Poaceae
Source: the annotation of a GenBank genome assembly
AUGGACCGCAGUAACGUCGCCGCGGCCGGUGCGGUGUCCGUCGACGUGCGCGGCGGCGGCGGCUCGCCGCCGGCGGGCGCGGGCGGAAGGAAGCGCCGCUUGGUGGCGAGGGGCGUCCAGAGCACGCUCUCCAAGACGUCCAUGCUGGCCAACUUCCUCCCCACGGGCACGCCGCUGACCUUCGAGAUGCUCCUCCCGGCCGCCUCAGGCGACGGCACCUGCUCGGCGGUCAGCGUCGCGAUGCUCAGGGCGCUCCUCGCGCUCUGCGCCGCGUCCUGCUUCCUCUCCCACUUCACCGACAGCUUCCGCGCGCCGGACGGCAAGGGCCGGGCUCGGCGUCGAGGUUCCCAGGGAGGAGAGGUACCGGCUCGCCUUCGUCGACGUCGUGCACGCGGUCAUGUCGUGCUGGUCUUCGCGGCCGUCGCGCUCGCCGACUACCGGGUCUCCGGGUGCCUCGUCGCCGGGCACCGCAAGGAGAUGGACGAGGUGAUGGAGAGCUGCCCGCUCAUGGUGGGCACCGUGUGCAGCGGCCUCUUCCUGGUGUUCCCCAACACCCGCUACGGCAUCGGUUGCUUGGCUGCGUAG